AUGUCCAAUGAUAUGUUUUGGGAUUCAGAUGCGAACAUUUCCUUCAACACGGGCGUGUCGAAUCUCGACGAUGGAGUUGGACUGAGGGAAAGAGGUAGAAGUUGGUAUUCCAACAUUAAUAUUCAAGUCGAGUCUCCACGUUCGCAUUGGGAUCCAGGCCAGUUCUACCACACUCAGGCUGAUUAUGUCGCUCACCCGGAAUUACUCCGCCUACCCAUUACCCACAUUCGCAGUCACAACAUCUUCGGCGGCUGCGAGAUGAAUCUCAUCAAGCCGUGCAGCUUCUCCAUCAACAAACUAACUGCAAAUACCCCGACCAUGACUGUGGACUAUGGCGGACUGUACCAUUCACAGAGCCCUGAAGGGUUGUUCAUGUGCACAUCUGGUCUUAAGAACUCCAAACUCACAAAUGCAUCGCUAGAUUAUCAUCUCACGAAAUUCGAUACCAAGUCUUCAUAA
This is a messenger RNA of Suillus fuscotomentosus, 459 nucleotides long. RefSeq lists its product as uncharacterized. Bases 1 to 459 code for a protein of 152 amino acids. The transcript is spliced from 3 exons. NCBI's taxonomy places the organism in Eukaryota, Fungi, Basidiomycota, Agaricomycetes, Boletales, Suillaceae. The record is from RefSeq and is a predicted model, not a curated record.